GCUAGCUAGCGGCGUAGUUGCUGUAUACUCCCACCAUCCGGGGCGCAACACCGGCGCUGCAGUCUGCGAAUAAUAGACACCGCGGCUAGCGCUCACAAGGUGACGACCAUCAGAUAGCACAGCGCUUCCAUGGGCCAACGCUGCCCGAAGGCGGACUGUGCGGGAGGCAAGCCAACCCCGGGGCGGCGACAACCAUGAGCGGGGGCCCCUAGUUGAGCACGAAUGGUGCUCGGCGUGUUGGCGGGAGCACUCGAGUACGCCAGGGGAGGCAGCAAGUGUUUGUGGGGGCUUGCUCACAGGCUAUGGCCACACAGUGCGCAUGCGCAGCUGCAACAGCUGCCCCAGUCGGGGGCCACGGCAGCUCUCGGCGCGCAAGCACACGUGCGUGGCUCUUACUCCGGCGCCACAUGUGUCAGUGUCGGUAGCCUGGCCAGCGCCGGGGUUCCAGCCCUGCCACCGCGCGUCGUUGUCACAGAGGCGGUGGCGGCUUCGGCACAAGCUCCAUCACUAGCUCCCUCGCAGGCACCUGCCCACAGCGGCCAGGCGCUCCUUUUGCAGUGGGUGCUGACGGCACCAGUUUGCGCUGUGGGGACAGUGGUGACGCCGCCAGAGGCGGCCGCGGCGGCCGCAGCCCUGAGCCCGGCUUUAUUUGCCUCUCUCGGCCGGAUACAUUUGGACAAGCCAGCGCCUGCUGAUGCUGCAGCGCCCGCAGCUUUGCAUACCUCGCUGCCAACAGCCGAGCUGCCAUGCUCGCUACAGCCACAGCCACAGCCACAGCCACAGCCACAGCUACAGCCGCAGCUGUCGGGCCCACAACUGCGCGGCAUGGCCAGCAGUCGGCAAGUGCCGCCGGCCCGUGUGCAGCAGCAGCUGGAUGAGUGCCGCUCGCUGGAGCAACUGCAGGCGGCGGUGGAGGAGCUGCAGGCGUCCAUGCGGCCGCACCACGCCGCCCGCGCCGUGCUCUACGCCGGCGAGCAGCUGCAGGCGCUGGUCAGGGCCGCAGCCGGGGCCGGGACUGGGUCCGCCGCCGCCGCCAAUGACACCGGUGGUGCUGCGGACCUAGUUGCGGUACACAGGGCCGCGCUGCAGCUGGCGCAGCGGUGCAGCGCCAUGGCGCUGGGCCAGCAGUCGCUGGAGCCGCAGGCGCAUGGGAUGCAGCAGGGCGUGCUGGAGAUGGUGGCCGUGCGGGAUCUGCUGCAGGGCUGGUGCCAGCUGCUACUGCCGGCGCACCCCGCCACCGCCCUGCCUCUCCCGCUGUCGCAAACGCAGUCGCAGCUGCCCUCGCGCCAGCAGCUGGCGGCGGUGCUGGACAUCCUCGCGCCCGGCGCGUCGGCGGACCUGUCCCUCAGCACCACCACCACCACCGCCGUCGUGACCGCUCCGGCGGCUGACCUGCCCCACAGCAGUGCCCAAGCACCCGACACGCAGCAGCUACGGUCACAGCAGCGUACCCAAUCGCAGAAGCAGCAACAACAGCAGCAGCAGCAGCACCGCUACGGCCGAAUGCACAUGGCCACCCUGCCCGAAGUGACGUCGAUGCUGCAUCCACUGGCGGUGCUGGGCGCGCUGCCGCCGGGCGGCCGCCUUCGCGCCGUCGUCGCCAACGUCGUGCUCCGCCGCGCCGCCGCCGAGGGCCCGGAGGAGCUGGCGGCAGCCGCGCGAGCCCUAGCCUCCAAGCAGGUGGGGGCGCUGGACCCCACCGUGGCGGCGGCGCUGCUGCGCGCGGCGCUGCAGCUACAGCCCUCGGCGCUCGGCAGUAGCUGGCGCCGCGGCGCGCCCGUGACUCUUCGCACGCGGGAGCUGGUGCCGCUGCUGCACCUGUACAUGCUGAGCGGUGCGGCGGCGACGCCGUCGGCGCUGAGCCCCCAGGAGCUGGAUGCGGCGGCGGAGGUGCUCCUGCGCGAUGGCGUGUGGACGCUGACAUUGCAAGAGCUGGCGGCAGUCCUGGGCGUGUACGCUGCAGGCAGCGGCGGCGCCAAGCCGUUGCUGCUGCAGGCGCUGGCAGCGCACGCUGCCGCCGCUGCCCGCAGCGUGCGCGCCCAGCGGAUGAUGGAGGGUGCGGCCAGGCCGGUGCGGGCGGGGAAGUCGACGGCGAAGGCAGUGGCGGCGAUGCAGGCGAUGGAGCGGGCGUGCGCCAUGCACUUUGGCAACUCUUGCGAGCAGCUGGCAGCUGUGGGAGCGCUGCUGCGUGACUUCGCGAGGCUGCAGUACGACGACCCCGGCCUCUAUGAAGCCCUGGCGCGCGCCGCGCUGUUGACCACUAGCCGGAUCCGGGACUCGCCCUUGUUCCACGGGCUGCGUGACCGGAGCACAGACGUACGGCGCGUCCAUCCAACCCUUAGGGGCAAGAGGCGGCGCAAGCUGGGCGAGGAGGUGUGGCAGCAGGCAAUCGAGCUGUGGCAGCAGAUGGACGAGCACACGCUGCGGCUGCUGUCGGCGGCGACGGCCGCGGUGGACGGUGUGGCCUGGGCCCCGGCGCAGCAGCUGCCAGCUGCCAGCAGAGCCGUGGCCAGCGGCGGCACUGCCUCAGGGCCCUCCGCCGCCAUGACGGGUGCUGCGAAGGCGCUGGGGGAGCUCCUCACGCCGCUGGUACCGGCGAUGUCGGGGACCAAGUUGUUGGCGCUGAUGCGGAUGUGCGCCGCUCGCGGGCUGGCGGACAGGCGGCUGGCGGCAGCGCUGGAUGAGCGCGUGGCGACGCUGCUACAGCCCACUCUCAGCUGCCACCGGGAACUCGUCUCGGAUGGCGACGGCUCGGCUGCUGCUACUGCUAGUGCUGCUGCCGCUACUGCCAACAACACGAAGCUGCUGGACUGGCUCACGCAGUUUCUGGAGCUGGCGAGUCGCAGUCUGGGCGGCGACUGGCCCCGUGUGCGGGGAGUGCUGCUGCCGAGCAGCGCACAUCAGCAGCAGCCACAGCGGCAGCAGCGGUCACAGGUUCUUGAGCCCGGAGCGCAACCGGAAGACGCGCAGCCGAACGAGGUGCUCGCGGCGGCGGUGACAGAGCCCGCAUCGGCUGGGUUGCAGGCUGACAGCAGGCCUCCCUUACCACCGCUGUGGGUACGGCUGAUCGGCGAGAUUGUGCUUGCGAUAGAGACGGAGCGCGCGGCUGGCGGUGGGAGCCUGGGAUAUGCAAGCCACAACCCUGGCGCCGCGCCUGACAUUGCCGGCAAGCUGUGUCGGCUGCUCGGCUGCCUCGCGGUGGACGGCACGCUCACGGCAGACCCGCAGCUGCUGCACGCGCUGCUGCGGGCGCUGUCCUACGCCCUGGACCCCUCGUCACUGGCCGGCGUCUUCUCAACCCCGCCGUUCCCAGAGCUGCGCACCGCACAGCGGCGCAGGCUGGUGGAGCAGGUCUUCUGGCGUGGCGACCUCGUCACGACGACUAACCCACCCGGCACAGGAGCCAACAUGGGUGCGGGCGGCCGCGGCAGCGGCGCGGCUGGCGCGGCUGGCGCGGCGGGUGCGGCCGCUCGGCCGCCUCACCUGGACGAUGAGGCGGCUUGCGGGCUGUUCCGAGCCUACAUCUGCGCGGUGGACGCGGGGCUGGAGGAAGAGGUGCAGGGUGCGCUGCCGCGGCACAUGGCGGCGCCGCUUAUGGCGCGCGCCGCCGCCGCGUGGCAUGAGGGCGGCUGGGGCACGUCGGCGCCGACGGCGGUGCCGGCGGGCUCGGGCGCAGCGGCAUGGCCGGGGCCUGGCGGCGGGCUGUGUGAUGUUGGGAAGGGAGGCGCGGCGUCGUUUUGGAGCCGGAGGCCGUUCCGGGCGGGGGGCGGCAAGGGUGGCGCCGACAAGGCACAGCAGGCGCGCGGGGAACGGCAGCUGCUGUCCGCUCUGGAGGCCCUCGGACUGCCCGUCUUCGAGCGCGUGCGGUCCUCGGACGGGCAUUUCCUGGUGUCGUGCGGCGUCGCGCUCGCGGGAGCCAGUGUGGCUGUGGAGCUGCUGCCGCCUGGGUGCGUGGUGGAGCAGCAAGACCUGGUGCCGGUGCGGGUGCCGAGGCCAGCGAUGCUGCCCAAGGCACCGGGCUCCAAGUCGUCCCGCGCCGAGACAGCCGAUAAGAUACGGGCCAGGCAGGCCUUGGCUAGCGCGGCCGUGGCGGCUGGAGCCGGGGCUGAGGCUGGGGCUUCAGUGAGCGGGGCGUGGCGUGGUGCUGUGGGCUUGCAGCUACCUUCGGGAGCCCUUCUGGCAGCCUUCAGCACUCCCGGUGGCGCGCCGGCGGGCGCUGCUGAAAGGGCUACCAUUCUUGCGGCGUCGGGCGUCAGUAUGCAAACGGUGCUGAACCCAAAGUGGUCGAAGCAGCCCAACGGGGAUGCCGAUUUCCGGCGGCGGUGCCUGGAGGCGCGCGGCUGGCGGGUGGUGUCCAUCCUGGCAGCGGACUGGGACGCGGCCUGGAGCGAUGGCGGCGUGGCGGCGGCGGCUGCGUUGGUGAACCAGAGGCUGACGGCGGUGCUGCUCGAGCUGCAGCGCCAGCCGCCGCUGCAGUAAUGAUGGCUGACAUACUUAGGACAAGGCGUCGGUAGCCGCUCGCGGCUCGUAAUAGGAGUAGGUGCAGGUGCAGUAAAAGGAGCGACAGGCUUAGGAUCAACAGGUCAGGGAGGGGCAACAGGAUGGCCCAGGUAUGAUGUGCGCUAGGUAGCUCCCACAGUGCCAUGAUAGUAGUUCGCCGGACGCCGUGUGUGACGUGCUGAUGACGGCGGGCGUGCUUUCUGCGCUCUACCACGAGCGGCGGAGGGAUGAAGUCAUGAGCACGCGGUGGGGUGCUGACUGCUGAGGGCUUGUUAGCUGUUAUGGUAGGGGAUAAAAUGUGGCGCCGGCGUAAGGCGGCGAGGCCCGAGCGAGACCAUCCCGGGCCGAUCCGGCUAUCGGCUUGCUCCGGCCUCCGGGCCCUUCCGGGAGCUGGAAUUCCGGAA
Chlamydomonas reinhardtii is the source of this 4904-nucleotide messenger RNA. RefSeq lists its product as uncharacterized. The coding region runs from base 826 to 4479 and encodes 1217 amino acids. The record is from RefSeq and is a predicted model, not a curated record. Gene Ontology annotation, molecular function: transcription coactivator activity. Lineage: Eukaryota; Viridiplantae; Chlorophyta; Chlorophyceae; Chlamydomonadales; Chlamydomonadaceae. The transcript has 6 exons. Gene Ontology annotation, cellular component: nucleus. Gene Ontology annotation, biological process: positive regulation of transcription by RNA polymerase II.